Molecule: messenger RNA, 6260 nt
Organism: Panonychus citri (citrus red mite)
Lineage: Eukaryota; Metazoa; Arthropoda; Arachnida; Trombidiformes; Tetranychidae
Product: cubilin-like
Exons: 8
Coding region: 119-6145 (2008 amino acids)
Source: RefSeq, a predicted model, not a curated record
AAUCAAGUUUUAUGAAAGAGUUUCAGCUUUUUAUUUACUUAUUUAUUCAUCGAUACUUUUGUUUACCGAAAAGCUUUUGAGAAGGAUUGAUCGAGUUGCUAUUCCGCUGUAAUAACACAUGGCUACAAUUCGCGGUAUUCUAAUAGUUCCUGUGCUGCUUUUACUCUUCCUGUUCCAUGUACAGUCUUCAUCAUAUUUCCAAAAAUUAAGGUGUAAACAAAUUGAACGAUGCGAUGAAAGUUUGACUAACUCGACAUUAAGGUUUCUAAAUAGUCCAAACCCAUUCGAGUUUUUUCGUGAGAUAUCUAAACUUAAGACAAAAAAUAAGCUAAAAAAUGGCUCAUGUGAUUCGAGUCUCGAUGGAUCUUCUUGUCGUGAUGAACGUAAAAUUAAAUCAAGUCAAAUUUAUUCUGAUACUGUAGCUGAUGAUAAAUCUAAUGUUCAGUGUGGUGGUGUCUUGAAUUCGGCAAAUGGAAUUGUGACCUCACCAAAUUAUCCUCAUCCAUUCAAUGUCUCUAGUGAAUGUCUUUGGAAGAUUAAAACAUCAGAUGGAUCUCGUUUGGUUGUUAAUCUAAUUGAUUUGGAAUUAGAUUCUUCUCUUAAUUGUACUCAAAAUGUGUUAAUCAUUUACGAUGGACCAACUGAUCAAGACUCUCAACUAUUAGUUGCUUGUAAUCAGAAACAACUUGAUAAUAAUUUGAUUACUUCAAGAGGCAACGAGUUGACAAUCAAGUUGAUCACAAAUGAAUCAACAGAUUAUGUCAAAGGUUUUAAAUUUUCUUAUGAAACUGAUUGUAAUAAUUUCAUUGAAGACAUAAGUGGAUCAAUAGAGAGUCCAAUCAACCAGAGCUCAAAGAGUCUUAAUUGCUCUUGGACAAUUAAAGUACCAAAAGGAAACAAUAUAAGUUUGGUUAUUGAGAAGUUUAAAUCCUCUGAUUCAUCUUCAUGUUCAACAAGUUACUUAUCAUUCAUCGAUAAUCAGACAACUAAAACAUUUUGUCAAUCAAUUGAUGUCACAGAUUUGGAUCCAGUUUUUAUCACUGAUAAUCAAGUACAAAUUGACUUUGUUAAUCUUAAUCCUGAUCAUCAAUUAUAUUUCCGAUUAGAGUGGAAACCAGUUGGAUGUGGUGGUGACAUUUAUGGAAGUGAAGGUGAAUUGGUUUCUCCUAAUUAUCCCGAUUCUUAUCCAAAUGGACUCAUUUGUCUGUGGACUAUUCAUGGUAAACCAGGUCAUAAGAUCGAAAUGUACAUUUACGAAUAUCAAAUCGAAAGAAAUGACUCUUUACAAAUAUUCGAUGGACCGAAUACAAGGUCACAUCGCCUUUUGAACCUUUCAGGUAACCUUUAUGUGCCACUACAAAUUUCAACGAUCAGAAAUGAAGCAACAAUAUUUUUGGAAGUCGAUGAAAAUUUCAAUGGAAAAGGAUUCAGAUUGAACUACAAAGCCGUAAAAAGUAAUCGAUGUGACUUCAGUUACCAUACAAUCAAAGGCUCGAUUGCUUCACCUAAUUAUCCAAACCGUUUUGUUGAACAGAGCUCAUGUCGAUGGGCACUUUCUAAUGAUGAAGCUUAUGUUGCAGUCAUAAUUGAAGAUCUGGAUAUUCCCUGGUCAAUCAACUGUACUGAUUAUUAUCUAAGAUUUUUGACUCCUAAAAAAAAGGAACUCGCUCGAUUUUGUGGUCACUCUUUUCCAACGCAUCCGAUCCAAUCAGAUUCCAGUAACACGAUUUAUGUUGAUUACUAUUCAAAGAGUCAGCACAACGGAAGAGGAUUUAAGGCCAAUUACUUUAUGAACUGUGAUUUAUCGCGGUACAUAUUCCCUUAUCCGUUACCUUUCACUAGUUUACAUUAUCCAGCGACAACGAAUGGCGGCUCAUCAUGUAGCUACCAUUUCAAAUCUGAUAAUUCUUCUGAUAGAACAUAUUUUCAUUUUGUUGAUCUCGCAAUUAAGUCCAACUUGGAAAGUUACUUGGAGAUACACGAAGAAACAUCGAAUGGCUCAACACAAGUAGUUCGAUACAAUGACUCGGAUCUCCCAUUACCUCGUAUUUAUGGAGCACCGUUUCAUAUUCACACUAAAGGUGAUGUUAUCUUCAAGUUCACGCAUUUUAGAGAUUUGGAUAAUUGUUCAUCUGAGCUAAAUAGUUGGGAAGGAACAUUUAGUUCACCAGGAUAUCCGAAUGAUUAUCCUCCUUCUCGAACUUGUGUUUGGAAAAUUAAUCUUGCUCCAGGUAAUUUUAUCUUUUUGAAGUUUCACUCAUUUGAUAUUCAAUAUGAUCAAUUCUGUGCUUUGGAUCAUUUGGAGAUUCGAGAAGAAAAUGAAUCAGGUAAACUCAUUGGCCGAUUUUGUGGAUCAAAUUUACCUCAAUUAAACUCGACUCAAUAUUAUCCAAGUUUAUGGAUUAGAUUUAAAUCUCAUGCUAAUGGUUCAGCUUCUGGAUUCAAAGCUUCAUACAAAACAAUCAAAGAUGUGAAAAUUAACUCUGAUUCAGGUAAAAUUGGAUCGUUUGCUUAUCCAAGAUUAUUUUCAUCGGAAAACAAUCAAAGUUGGACAAUUAAGACCAGUGACUUUAAUAAGAUUAAGUUCAAAUUGGAAUCAAUUGAUAUUCUCGAUGAUUCGUUUGACAGCUCAUGUACUAAUUCAAGUGUCACGAUUUAUGAUGGUCCGUCAGUGAACAGUUCGAUUCUCGGUCAGUUUUGUGGUUAUCGUACUGGUGACCUUCCAAUUUAUACAACUUCUUCAAUCGCCUAUGUCCAUUUCAAGCCUAACUUUUACAUUUCUAGAUUCUUGUUGAGUUGGACAUCGGUCAGUGAGAAUAUUCCAUUUCCGCUUAUUGAUGAUCCUAACUAUCUGUGUAAAUAUACUGCGAGUCUUAAACUUAAUCAAAACUUGACUUUACUCUCAAGUUCUUACCCGAAUGAUUUGAGUUGUAGUUGGACCAUUUCGAGUCCUAUGGGGACUCAGUUACAAGUCAAAAUUAAUGAGAUGGAUAUUAAGUUACACUCAGACGAAAAAUGUUCCAAAAAUAGAGUCUCUUUUUACGAUUACAGUUUUGACCAUGAAAAAGAUUGGAAAAUCAAUAGAAUAAUUUGCGACUCAAACGAAAAACUAUUCACUCUCCAUGGUAAUCAAUCGUUGAUCUCAUUCUUCAACUACGGCGGCUUAUCAACCAAUCUAAAAGGGUUCAAUAUAACAGUGAGACCGAUUUGUGGUGGUACAUUCUAUGGACCAACGGGUAAUAUCGAUUCGUCUUUACUUGGACCAUUCGAAACUUGUUCAUGGGCAAUCAUUGUACUAAAAGGUCAACGAGUCGAACUUAAAUUCAAAUCUUUUAACUUGGGUUCGUCUGAUAAUCAUUGUGCUAAUGGUUAUUUAAGUAUUCGCAAUGGUAACUUCCCUAACUCUCGAUUCAUUGGACACUAUUGUGGGUCUAAUUUACCUAAAAAAAUAAUAUCCGAUUCGAAUCAAUUUUUUAUAUCAACUUAUGUUCCUGCAUCCGAACAGUUUGAAUUUUCUUUAUCGUAUCGACAAGUAUCAGCUCCAUGUAAGUAUCAUGUGGAACUAAAUGAAUCAAAUCCAUCGGCCAUAAUUCAGCUUCCUGGAUACCCUAAUCCACCUGAUGAAUAUUUUACGUGUGAUUGGGUCAUCAAAGUUCCGAUUGAUAAAGUCAUAAGAAUUGACUUCGAUAUACCGGAUCACGAUAAAAAGUGUGAUUUGAAUACAACUUACGUUGACAUUUAUGACGGUCCAUCGAAUGUACUACCUAAACUUGGGCGAUUCUGUCCAAUAGCUCGAACAACAAGUGUCGUUACAUCAGAUAAUCGUAUGGACAUUCAUUUCGUCACCAAAGGAGGAGCUGGUUCAAGUUCAUUCAAGGCAACAGUGCAUCUUCAUGUUUGUGGUGGUAAUUUUGUUGCCAAUAGAUACAUAUUAGUUAAAAGUCCUUCUUAUCCCGAACCGUAUGGUGCUAACCUUACCUGUAAUUAUAACAUUUACUCAGAAAAAAUAUCUCAAAUUGUGGCUUAUCAAUUGGAAUCAGUCGAUUUACCUUCAAAUGACAAUUGUAGUUCCGGUGAUUACUUAGCAAUUUAUGAAUACGGCCAAUCAGGUGACCUCCUCACUAAAGUUUGUGGCACAAGAAAUUAUACCGAGGAAGAUACUAUAAGUCCUCAAACUAAUCAUCUAUUCAUGGUCUUCAAAUCAGAUUCAGAGAUCGCUGGUAAAGGCUUCAAGAUUUGGUUGACUUAUGGUAAAGACGAUGACUGUAAUGUACUUGUCACUGAAGACACAGGAGUUAUUAGUUCUCCUCGAUUCCCUAAAAUCUAUCCAGGGCCUCGAAACUGUACUUAUAUUUUCAUGGAAACUCCUGAUGAAAGAAUCGUUCUUAACUUCACCCAUUACAACUUAAAAUCAGCUGAUAAUUUAUGUCGAAAUAAACUUCAAAUUGAUUAUAAUCCAAAUAUACUGAUGGACUCAAAGGACUUUUUCAAAUUGGAAAUGACAUCAAAAAAUAUUACACUUCCUUGUGAAUCGAAGUAUACUAAUUAUGUGAUUAAGUCUCCUAAUAAUGUAUUAAUUGUUUACUUCGAAACUUAUUCUGGCCUAGAUGCCGGUCAAGGUUUUAGAGCUGAAUACAGUAAGGAAAAAGCAACAGAAUGCGGUGGCAGAAUUGACUCAAAUUCAACUUCGAUCAUUUCGACAAACUUUUCCCAACCUAUUGAUGAUUCGAGGAUCUCAUGUGUUUGGUAUAUUGAGAUCGAAACAGAUGAAGACAAUGUGUUUGGCUUGAAAAAGCAGAUUACUCCUUGGAUAUCAUUUGAAAAGAUUGAGGUCUUGGGAUCAGCUGAAAACGAUUCAAUUUGUUCUGAUGGAAAAAUAACACUUGGACUCCCCAAAGCUUCGCCUUAUAAUGAAUUGGUAUCAAUCGAGAAUCUUGAAUUUUGUGGAAAUAGUUCUAAGGCGAUAACAGCUAUUUCCCCCAUUUCAAUUGCCUAUUUUAGUCUCUUAACUGCUACUUUCAAUCGGACUCGAGGUUAUCGCGGUUUCGAGGCCACUUAUCAUAUCAGUAAAUGUGGUGGGUCAUUGAAAGCGAACGAAAGUAAUAUAACAUCACCAGGUUGGCCUAAUGAAAACUAUCCGAUCGAUACUGUUUGUGUCUGGUCGUUUGAUGUUCUUGAAGAAACUAAUCCUGUUGUAGAACUCGUGUUUGAAGAGUUCGAACUAGAAGCCGAUUGUUCAAAAGAUUAUGUGGAGAUUUAUGAGUUUAAUAGUAAAAAAACGACUAAAAUUGGUCGAUAUUGUUCAAAGGACAAACCACCGUUCAUUAAGGCUCACAGCGGAAUCUCAAUCGUAUUCAGAAGUGAUGGAGAUACAACAAGUAAAGGAUUUUCGUUAAAUAUAAAAUCUAUUAAGAAUGAAAAUAAUAUUCCUUCUUGUGAUCAGUAUAAGGCCACUUGGGCCAAUUCCUACGACCCCCCUACUUCAUACAAGCCUAAUCAACACUGUGAAGAAAUAUUAGAAGUCGAUCCCAUGUCCCAACUGAACUUGACUUUUGUCAAUCGUUUCGAUAUUGAAAACUCAGUUAAUUGUUCUAAAGAUUAUCUCGAUAUCGAUGAAUGGAGAAACAACUCUUGGCAUCAUUUCGGUCGAUAUUGUGGGUACAAUUCACCAGGAUCGAUAAUCUUCAAAGAGAAUAAAGCAAAACUUAUAUUCCAUUCUGAUGGAGAUGAUCGCCUGGGUGAUGGAUUCAAAUAUUAUUCUACGAAAUAUUGUCGAUCGACUAUCGAUAAAAGAGGAAAAGGUACAAUACAAAGUAAUGGUUAUCCUGAUUCUUAUAGUAUCGAUUACUGCGAAUGGACAUUUAAAGGACAAGAACCAGACGAUAUGAUAAACAUCCAGUUUGAGUUUUUCAGUUUAGGUAGCGAGCUUGAGUGUGAUGAAAACUAUCUACAUGUAGAUGUUUACACGAAAAAUGAACUAACGGGAAUUCAUCAAGUAGAAAGAUAUUGUUGUGUAAAUGAGCCUAAACGAAUAACCUCCCAGGGGAACUUGAAGAUAAUCGCAAAUUCAGUCCAGUUUGUUAUCAGUAAAGGAUUCAAAUUUGAUUAUCAAAUCGUUCCAGCAAAUUUAACAAGUUCACCUUGAGUGUGAUUUUUUCUCCGAAACUUUUCAUUUCCAACCUUUAAUCAUAAUAAACUCCAAGCAAUCAAUGAUCACUGUUAAUAGUCUCUUAAUUUAAGAAUAAAAAGUUCUAAAUUGU